Molecule: messenger RNA, 1069 nt
Organism: Epinephelus fuscoguttatus (brown-marbled grouper)
Lineage: Eukaryota; Metazoa; Chordata; Actinopteri; Perciformes; Serranidae
Gene: rprml
Product: reprimo-like
Exons: 1
Coding region: 372-707 (111 amino acids)
Source: RefSeq, a predicted model, not a curated record
GCGAACACAGACGCAAAGGGACUGUCUCUUAUUACAACGGAGGGAAACACGUUUCGCACCUUGCGCGCUGUCCAAGAAGACUAACUUAAAGUCAAAGAAACGUGGACUUUGAGUUGAAGAAACUUACUUUUGGCUGCACCUGGCAACGCUCUCUGACUCAACACAUUCCGGUGAUGUGGAUGUGGUCAUUACGCACUGAGGCUCGUUUAGUUGGACUCUAAAAAGCGAAUUCUUUUUGGAGUUUCUUCCUCUUAUUUUUGUGUGAACAGUCACAUGACGCAAAGUUUUGCUCGGAGUCCAGGUUUUGUGGUGAGACUGUGUGCCUGCCAAGUGGAGUCGCGUGUCUGUUUGUUAAUAACCCACAAGGAAACAUGAACGUCUCCUUCUUCGACGUGACCCAGGGCGCGCUGUUUAACGGGAGUCAGACCCUCGCCGGGACUUUGGCGACAUACUCCGGUAAUGGCACCGACAACGUAGUGACCGGCGACGGUGGAGGGUCUCUGGUGCUGGUGCAAGACGAGCGCAAACUCUUCGUCAUGCGUGUGGUGCAAAUCGCGGUCCUGUGCGUGUUGUCGCUCACAGUCGUGUUUGGUAUAUUUUUCCUCGGGUGCAACCUGAUGAUCAAAUCGGAGAGCAUGAUUAAUUUCCUGGUGAAGGACCGGAGACCCUCCAAAGACGUGGAGACGGUCAUGAUCGGGCUCAGCUAGAGCAUGGAGAGCAGGUACUGUGAAGAAGUGGAGCGAAGAUCCGGUAUGAGGAUCUGGUGCGCGUUUUCUACUGCAGGUCAAGAUCUGCAUCUGCAUGUACUUUUCAAACACGCUCUGUGUGUGUGUGUGUGUGUGUGUGUGUGUGUGUGUGUGUGUGUGUGUCUUAGUGAGGAGAUAGAAGAUAUGCAAAAACUUAACAUUUCCUUCCGACAAACGGCUACAGGAAAGUAGUCCAGCGACCAAUGUCCGUGCGUAAAGCUUGUGCGUAAAACACGGGAAAUUGUUUACACGUGGGCCGAUCUGUUGAAUCUUUUGACUGAAUUAAAUGUUGCCAACUUGAACUAAGUGACGAAAAUGUUUAC